AUGUCGUUGGUGAAGUCUCAAAGCAAUGGCAUUAGUUCGGAGGAAUUGCGUAGAGAGCCAUCCGCAGGCCCUAUGUCUGAGAAUGGCCCAGUGAAAAACCAAGGUGUACCAAUGGCACCAUCCUUAUCUGAUAUUACAAGGGAGAACUCAGACGCCCAACAACAACACCAACAGCAACCACAGAUAGCACCAUCUAAUCAAAGAAUUGAUCUUUUAGGAGAAUUUACGGGACUUCUCGGUAAGGAGAAUUGGACCAAAUAUGCACAAGUAAUUAGCUUAUUCAUAUUGGGAAAACUAUCGAGAAAAGAGCUCUGUAAUGAAUUGGAUCUCUUAUUUCAGCCUGCUGCCAAUAGUGGUCCUAGUAUGAGGCCUUCCCUGGUACGAUUGCAUAACCAAUUGCUACUGGGGAUUAUGACCAAUUCUCUGAAAAAUUCUCCUUUAACUGGUAAUGAUAGUAGUUGGGGAUUUGGUAAUGGUAAUGCUGGUGGUAGUAAGAUGAAGCGUAUCAAUAAGCAUAACUCACAAAUUGAGACUUAUAAAAAGAUUGUCAUGUCACUUCCGAUUAAGGAUAGGCAAAGACUUAAGGGAAUCACUAAGGAAGCAGGCAAAAGAGGAUUUGUACUUUGUUCAGUUUUGCAAGCUCGUUUGACUAACAUACCUAAAAUUCCCAUCGUAAUUAAUCCGGAAACAUUGAAAAGGGUUAAGAGUAAUAAUUUAAAGACACCAUUGGAGUGGUCGCAAGAUAUUAUGACUGGAUUCAAUGCACCACUGGCUACCGAUAAUUAUUCUUUACCAGAUACCGAAUCGCUUUUCCUAAGGAUGGUGGGGAUCGCUCGUGAGCAUGGGCUAGUGGGUGCUGUAGACACAGGUUGUGUGGAGCUACUCUCGUUGGCAUUGGAUAAUUAUUUAAAAGAUAUUAUCGAAUCUGCUGUUGAUACUGUAAGAUAUCGUAGAAAGAGGUAUUCUGAGUUUUACGACAUUGGAGAGAAUGGCAUGUACGAACCAGUGUCAAAGGAUUCGUCAAUCGAAGAGCUAGACAAUAGGGAAAAACCAAAGACCUUAUCUCUGAGUAAUGAAGACCUUCACGAAUGUUUUACACUCUUCCCUAAUUUGGUGGAGCCUAUGGGAUCAGUUGUUGGAUUGCCCAUAGUAGGACUUGUCAAUGAUGAUGAAUUGGUGGCCACUAAAAGCAGCAUCGAUGAUUUACCAGAUUUCGCACAAGAUAGACCAAUUUUUACGCCAUUAGAUGAAAGAAAUGUAGGGACAAGGGAAGAAUUAAAUUGGUUGAUCAAGGACAUUUUGACGGAAGAGUGA
Messenger RNA from Zygosaccharomyces rouxii, 1314 nucleotides. It is a transcript of the gene HFI1, whose product is annotated as Hfi1p. Bases 1 to 1314 code for a protein of 437 amino acids. Lineage: Eukaryota; Fungi; Ascomycota; Saccharomycetes; Saccharomycetales; Saccharomycetaceae. Gene Ontology annotation, biological process: regulation of transcription by RNA polymerase II. The transcript has a single exon. Gene Ontology annotation, cellular component: SAGA complex. Gene Ontology annotation, molecular function: transcription coactivator activity. The record is from RefSeq and is a predicted model, not a curated record.